Molecule: messenger RNA, 4020 nt
Organism: Andrographis paniculata
Lineage: Eukaryota; Viridiplantae; Streptophyta; Magnoliopsida; Lamiales; Acanthaceae
Product: 2-succinylbenzoate--CoA ligase, chloroplastic/peroxisomal
Exons: 19
Coding region: 92-1774 (560 amino acids)
Biological process (GO): fatty acid metabolic process
Molecular function (GO): medium-chain fatty acid-CoA ligase activity
Source: RefSeq, a predicted model, not a curated record
UGCGACUAUAAAUGGAUAAGAGGUUAACAAAGCUCUGCCGUACUGCCUUGCUUCCAUAAACUCUGUGCUACCUCUCCACGCUGAGUUCGCCAUGGAAAUUUAUUCCCAAGCUCACGUUUGCCAGUGCCUGAGCCGCCUGGCAAACGGCCGCCGCGAUUGCGUCGUCACCGUUUACGGAGACAGGAGGAAAACCGGAAUGCAGUUCGUGGAGGAGGUUAUUUGCCUGGCGCGCGGGUUGCUAGAGCUCGGCAUCAAGCCUGGUGAUGUCGUCUCCAUAUCUGCUCUCAACAGUGAUUUAUAUUUGCAAUGGAUGCUUGCUAUAACCUAUGUUGGAGGAAUUGCUGCUCCGCUCAACUAUAGAUGGAGCUUGGAAGAAGCCAAAUCAGCAAUGGAGGUUGCACAACCUGUGUUGCUUGUAACAGAUUCAAGCCCUGGAUUCUGGCAUUCUACUUUCAGCAUAGAUUCUGUUCCAUCUCUACGGUGGCAUGUUGUGAUAGACAUCCCUGCUGAAGCUAAUAAUGCUGGAACAAUUCUUGCUACUGAACUUCUUAAAAAGCCUACUGGAAGAGCUGUCGAUCUGGACUUUCAUUGGGCACCUGAGGGAGCUGCAGUUAUAUGCUUUACAUCAGGUACUACUGGAAAGCCAAAAGGAGCUGCCAUAAGCCACUCGGCUAUAAUUGUGCAAUCCCUAGCAAAAAUUGCUAUUGUCCGCUAUGAUGAGGACGAUGUCUAUCUGCAUACAGCUCCACUUUGUCACAUUGGAGGAAUAUCUUCAGCCAUGGCCAUGUUAAUGGCUGGGGGUUGCCAUGUUAUAUUACCCAAGUUUGAGGCCAAACUAGCUUGUGAAGCUAUCAGAGAACAUCUUGUAACUUCAAUUAUCACAGUACCCACUAUGAUGGCUGAUUUAAUCUCCUUUAAUAGGAUGAACUUCACAUCAGAAAAUUUAGACUCUGUGAGGAAGAUUCUAAAUGGAGGCGGUGGUCUGUCAGUUGAGCUCAUCAAAGAUGCUAUAAAACUUUUUCCUAGAGCCACACUUCUCUCAGCUUAUGGAAUGACCGAGGCAGCCUCUUCUUUAACCUUCAUGACUCUCUAUGAUCCAACAAAAGAGAACCCCUGGCAGCAUGAACAAGAUAUUAAAAGGUCUGAUAUAAGCAGUCAAGGGGGUGUUUGUGUGGGGAAACCAGCACCACAUAUUGAAAUAAGGGUUAGAUCCGAGGAGUCUGCUGAUACCGGGAGAAUAUUAAUGAGAGGUCCUCAUGCAAUGCUCCAUUACUGGGGUCAAAGCCCAUCCAGUAACUUGAAUCCUGCAAGUGAAGGUUGGCUUGACACUGGAGAUAUAGGCCAGAUAGACUGCCAUGGUAAUCUCUGGCUCAAUGGGCGUGCAAAGGAUAGAAUCAAGACUGGAGGGGAAAAUGUUUACCCAGAAGAGGUAGAGGGUGUCAUAUCCCAGCAUCCAGGAAUUUCCAGAAUUGUUGUUGUUGGAGUUCCUAAUUCACGGUUGUCAGAGAUGGUGGUUGGCUGUAUUCAACUCAAAGACGGUUGGAAAUGGACUGAAUUGAGUUCUAAGCACUCAACACAAGACAAAGGUCAUUAUUUAUCCAGUGAUAUCAUCAGGCAAUUUUGUAAGGAACAGAAUCUAACAGGUUUUAAAAUUCCCAGAAGUUUUAUAUUAUGGAAGAAUGACUUUCCAGUGACAACUACUGGGAAAUUAAGAAGAGACCACAUCCGAGCAGAAGUUGUGUCUCAGAUGGAGUUUCUGCCCAGCAAACUAUGAUUUGACGAAAAACAUGGUUACUAAAAUGUAGCCAAAUAAACAAUGUACUGCAUCACUGAUGUCCUGUAUGUUUUGCAAGCUAUAUAUCAAUGCCAAAGUUCAUUACCAACAGCUUUUAUUAGGCUGUCAAAGUUGCAUAUAAAUAUAUUUCAUCUUUGAGUAAUUCAUAGCCACUCACCUACAGCAUGAGCACAUUCAGUUUAGUGCUGGACAGCGUGAAGAAUGCAUAUUGGUUGUGGAAACAUAUUUCAUUCAGCUGAUGUUACUUCAGCUCUGACUUCAAUCCAUGAUAGUAUGGUGUUAACUACUUCUUCUACCGUUUCAUUUGGUUCUCCAAUGAAUUGGUGCCACAUGCCUUCGUAGAUCUUCAAUGUCUUGUCUUUGCUGGCUACUGAAUUAUAGAGGCGUUUAGCUCCUGUCACUUCGCAUACCAUGUCAUCUCCACCAUGUAGAAUCAAAAUUGGCACUGUUAACCCAUGGCAGUUUCUUUCUAUGUAUUCGGUGAACUUCUGGAACUGCAAUCCCACGGCUGCAGUCAGCUUACCACAGGUGAUCUGAAGAAUGGCACCCUCCAAGAUGGUGCAAAAAAAACAACAGCUUCAAUUAGUUUAUUCAGCAGCCAAACAGGCACACAAGCAAUGCCAUUGAAGAGCCCAGUGACUCCCCGUAAAGAAAAUGUGGCAGCUCCGGAUGACUGGUGCGGGCUGAGUCAAAGUACUGCAGGCAAUCAUUCACCAGGUCAUUGAAAUUAGUGAAGUGAUAACGAGGGCCUUCUGAGAAGCCAUGUCCUUGCAGGUCUAAUGCACAUACGAAGAAUCCGGAUUUUGCUAUAGCCACCGCAUUUAGUUCAAAGAGCCAACUACUCUCCGAGGAAUAGCCAUGAAUCAUUCCCACAAGCCCUUUCAAUUUGACACUCAAAUCUGACGGCUGCCAUGAUUGUGUGUAUAUCUUCAUCUUUUGUCUGUUGAUCAUGAAGCCCUUUUGGUGCAAUAUGUGAUGUUUCAGGUAGAACUCCUGCCUCGUCAGAUUCCCGUAAGGACUAAACUCAUUAGCCUCAUGAAUUGGAAUCAACUGCUGGUGCUGGUGUGGAUUGCGCACAACAAAAUCAGGCUGAUAGGCUAUGAAUGCCACGCCACCAUAUGCCGUUUCUGGCAAGGCUGCAUGGGCUACACUGGUAGAACUCCUGCCUCGUCAGAUUCCCGUAAGGACUAAACUCAUUAGCCUCAUGAAUUGGAAUCAACUGCUGGUGCUGGUGUGGAUUGCGCACCACAAAAUCAGGCUGAUAGGCUAUGAAUGCCACGCCACCAUAUGCCGUUUCUGGCAAGGCUGCAUGGGCUACACUGGUAGAACUCCUGCCUCGUCAGAUUCCCGUAAGGACUAAACUCAUUAGCCUCAUGAAUUGGAAUCAACUGCUGGUGCUGGUGUGGAUUGCGCACCACAAAAUCAGGCUGAUAGGCUAUGAAUGCCACGCCACCAUAUGCCGUUUCUGGCAAGGCUGCAUGGGCUACACUGAUUACAGCACAGCCACCAGCCUGUCUCAAAGUCCAUACCGAAUUACGCCCUGACUGAAUACUAAUUACUGUGAGAGAAACUGCCCACACUCUAGUUACUUGUUGGAGAGUAAGGAGAAAGGUACAGAAGGGUACUUCUGGUACGGACAGACAAGAAGACAAGAUCCUUUUUAUUUAAUUACUGUGUGCGGAAGGGGUAAUAUUGAGAAUCAAGAAUAAAUUUUUAUGUGGACUGUUGAUCGUCUUCCAGACAAAUGCAUGCCAGCCCGGCGCAAAUAAUGAAGGCCCCUGUUUUGGUUCCAUAUUAAUAUAUCAGUAGCAAUUCUAUUUUAAAUUCAUGCUGUUGUAAUUUGUGAUGGAGUGACCAGUAAAUACUGCUAGAGUUGUUACAACAAUUCACCAGACAUAGGUAUAUAAUUAAUAAAGUAAUCUUGUACAGAUGUACGAGUGCCUGCAGGAUUCCUGAGUCUUGACACUUUACAAAAGAAGACAAAGGCUUCAGAAUUUGGUGUAUUAUUAAUUUCCAGGCUGUUUUUUGAAACUUCAUUUCCAGCCAGACCAUCUCCAUUUCCAUUCUGUUCAGGAACCCUUAUUUCUGUAAUUUCAGAGCUCGCUGCCCUUGUUUGUUGAUAUUGGGGAUUUUCUGAGGAAUCAAGAUUGCACCUUUACAUAUCUUCUUGCAGUAUUCUGUUCAUAUAUAUUUUUUUAAUUUUUUUUUUUCAAAUAUAUAUAUUU